This is a messenger RNA of Adineta steineri, 1164 nucleotides long. Lineage: Eukaryota; Metazoa; Rotifera; Eurotatoria; Adinetida; Adinetidae. The record is from the annotation of a GenBank genome assembly.
AUGACAGACGAAUAUUGGAUUAUAUCUGUACCAGGUAAAUCAACACCAGAACAAAAUUUUAAUGAAGUCUGUCAAGCAACUGGACGUGAUCAGCUAUCACAAAAUCAUAUGCUUAAAAUUCCUGAUUUAAAGGUUGGAACACUUGAUUCACUUGUAGCACUUUCCGAUGAUCUUGCUCGACUUGAUGGUUAUAUUGAAGGAAUUACUAAAAAAUUAACUCAAUUCUUUUUUCAUGAUGUACUCGAUGAUGAUCGUAAUCGACUUGCUGAAAAUCUUGCUGUUGGACCAAAUGGUGUUGAUCCAAGACGUUAUGUUACUGAAUUUCAAUGGGAUCAUGCAAAAUAUCCAAUAAAACAAUCAUUAAGAAAUCUAUCAGAAAUUAUUGCAAAAGCAGCAACGCAUAUUGAAAAUGAACUUAAAUUACGUAGUCAAUCAUAUAAUACUGUUAAACAAAAUUUGGAUUCAUUAGUAAAAAAACAAAGUGGUAGUUUAUUAACACGUAAUUUAAAUGAUGUUUUGAAAAAAGAACAUUUUAUCUUGGGUAGUGAAUAUUUAAAAACAUUAUUAGUUUGUGUACCAAAAGCUUUAAUAAAUGAAUGGAAUGCUAAAUAUGAAUCAUUAUGUGCAAUGAUUGUACCACGUACAGCAGAAAAAAUUACAGAAGAUCAAGACUAUGCAUUAUUUUCUGUAACUUUAUUUCAAAAAGCUGAAGAUACAUUUAAACAUAAAUGUCGAGAAAAUAAAUUUACGGUACGCGAUUUUACAUAUGAUGAAAAAGCACUUGACAAUGAACGAGAAAGAAUUCGAGAACUUGAAAGAGAACAACAAAAGCUUUAUGCAACUCUUGUUCGUUGGCUUAAAAUUAAUUUUGGCGAAGUUUUUUCAGCAUUAAUUCAUAUUAAAGCAUUACGAGUUUUCGUCGAAUCUGUUCUCAGAUUUGGUUUACCAGUUAAUUUUGUUGCCAUGGUAAUUCAUCCAACAAGAAAAUCAACGAAACGUUUACGUGACGUACUUGAUAAUCUUUUUGGUUAUCUUGAUCAAUCUAAUAAAUCGCGACAAGAAGAGCCAAUUGACAUUCCCGGUGUAUUCUCUUCCCAACAAGAAUAUUAUCCAUAUGUUUAUUUUAAAUUGGAUCUUGAUUAUAUUGAUAUGAAUAAAAAAUAG